AUGCGAAACAUGCCUAGAGAAGAUUCAACACUUGAAGAAGGUCCAGCCGUAUGCAAUUUAGCUCUUGGUAUGACGCUGAAGGCCCUCUGUAACAUUAAGGUUCUUAAAGAGUAUUUGGUGCACAAUCGGCAUCGGUUUCCUGAAAACGUGGAAGAACAAGUCCCUUUUGCACUACAAAAUUUCUUUACUGCUUUUGUCUCGAAGCAGAUAAAAGAAGAGGGACUCUACAGAUACCUCCUUGGCAACUUACUUGCUUCCUUAGAAGAAGCUCAUUUCAUGUCAAGUAAUGCUGUUGAGCUACUCGUAUCCAUCCUUGAGUUCUGGCCUUGCUGGAAAACUCCAGAAAUAGAAAGCGGGGUAACUCAUCUUCUUACACUGGAAGAAUAUGAAAGAAUGAGUUGUAGCAAAUGCAGAAAGACGCCAAAUUAUCCUGAUCAGCGUUAUUAUGGUGUUGUUAUGGCUGCAGAUUCAAUCAGACACUUGAAGGCUGGUAGCUGGAAGAGUGUGGUCAGCUUCUGCGGAGAAAGGAAGAUUCGGCCACAGAUUCUGUUUUAUGAAGCUAACAAGUUACCGAAAUGUACAAAUAUGGCAACCGAGCAUUGA
Messenger RNA from Microthlaspi erraticum, 603 nucleotides. Lineage: Eukaryota; Viridiplantae; Streptophyta; Magnoliopsida; Brassicales; Brassicaceae. The record is from the annotation of a GenBank genome assembly.